Messenger RNA from Pecten maximus, 2986 nucleotides. Its product is annotated as BTB/POZ domain-containing protein 9-like. Gene Ontology annotation, biological process: modulation of chemical synaptic transmission; circadian behavior; adult locomotory behavior. The record is from RefSeq and is a predicted model, not a curated record. Gene Ontology annotation, molecular function: protein binding. Bases 184 to 2067 code for a protein of 627 amino acids. NCBI's taxonomy places the organism in Eukaryota, Metazoa, Mollusca, Bivalvia, Pectinida, Pectinidae. The transcript is spliced from 12 exons.
GUAAACAACAUGUCGGAAAUGUUUAAUUUUGAAGCUGUUGCAAAUCAAAGUGACGUCUAAAUUCCACAAUGAACGUUUUUGAGAAACUGCCUUGAUUGAAUUCUGCAUCUCUAUUAUCUAUUUUACAAGCCGAGACUGUGUAUAUAUAUAUAUAUAUAUACUGGUACAUCAAUAUAGCACAGAAUGUGUGACCACCACCAGUUGCGGACCCCGACCCCUGCUGGAAUCGUGGACCAUGUCGGAUCCCUGUCGGAUAAUCUAGGGGAGUUGGUGGACAGUUCAGAGUACAGUGAUCUUACGUUGAUCGUGGAGGGUACUCGCUUCCCGUCCCAUAAGGCCAUCCUGGCCGCGAGGUCUAUGUACUUCAGGGCGAUGCUGUUUGGAGGGAUGAAGGAGUCACUGCCUGGGACUACAGAGAUUGAACUGAAGGAUAUGUCCGCCACAGCAUUUUCUUAUUUACUGCGAUACAUGUAUACUAGUCGAAUCAACCUCCUCGACAUCAAGGAGGAGACGCUGUUGGAUAUAUUGGCCAUGUCUCAUAGAUAUGGAUUCUUGGAACUCGAAGGUUCCAUUUCAGAAUAUUUAAAGGCAAUUCUGAAUAAGACCAACGUGUGCAUGAUCUACGACUUGGCUAACGUGUACAGUCUCACGUCACUGUGCAACGUGUGCAAGGAGUUCAUCGACAGAAACGCACAGGACAUUCUCCAGAGUGAGGCCUUUCUGUCCCUUUCACAGUGUUCAGUGACCGACUUGAUUUCGAGAGAUUCGUUUUGUGCACCUGAAAUUGACAUUUUCAACACGGUGUGUAAGUGGGCGGAGCAAAACGUAGGCCAGGAUCCUACACCAAUCAUCAACGCUGUGCGUCUGCCGCUCAUGUCCCUGACUGAGUUACUGAACAGGGUCAGAUCCACCAAACUUGUGUCACCAGACGCCAUUUUGGACGCUAUUAAAAUACAAACCGAGUGUCGAGACAUGGAAUUAGAGUAUAGAGGGUUUCUUGUGCUGGAUGAAAAUGUGGCGUCAAGUCGACACUCGGCCCAGGUAAUCCGGGGCGAGAUGAAGGCCGCUCUACUGGAUGGAGAUAGCCAAAACUAUGACCUUGACCGAGGGUUCACACGACAUCCCAUCGAUGACAAUGAGGGUCAGGGUGUGGUCAUUCGACUCAGUCAACCCUACAUUGUCAAUGGUUUUAAGUUACUGCUGUGGGACCGAGAUAUGAGAUCCUACUCCUACUAUAUUGAGGUGUCGAUGGACGACAAGGACUAUGAGAGAGUUGUCGACCACUCUAAGUACCUGUGUCGGUCCUGGCAGACUAUGCAUUUCUCCCCUAAGGUAGUAAGAUUUAUUAGAAUAGUUGGAACACACAACACUGUGAACCGUGUCUUCCACAUUGUAGCGUUCGAAUGUUUCUACACACAGACACCAUUUAAACUGGAUCAGGGACUAAUAGUGCCCCAUGAGAACGUGGCCACCAUUGAAGCCAGUGCCUGUGUAAUUGAGGGCGUGAGUCGUAGUAGGAACACCCUUAUCAAUGGCGACACGCGAAACUACGACUGGGACUCGGGGUACACAUGUCAUCAGCUGGGCAGUGGGGCAAUCAUUGUUCAGCUCUCUCAACCGUACAUUGUCGACUCGAUGAGACUGCUUCUCUGGGACUGUGAUGACCGCAGUUAUAGUUACUAUAUAGAGGUCUCCACCGACCAAAGGAACUGGCAUAUGGUGGCCGACAAACACGAUGAGCCAUGCAAGUCAUGGCAACUCAUCAGAUUUGAAAAGAGACCUGUUGCAUUUAUCAAAAUAGUGGGAACUCACAACACAGCAAAUGAGGUGUUUCACUGCGUCCACUUCGAGUGUCCAGCUGAAGUGUCUGGAGCAAUGUCGUCAAUGUCCAUUCCGCGGGUCUUGGCUGGUGGUUUGACCAAUGAGAGUGGUCAGCAGAGCACGGCCAAUAGCCCCAGUCAGCAGACGCCAAGUUCCGAACAGUAUGCCAGUGCCGACUACUCUCCCCAGGAUGCCCCUGAGGCUGACCGCAUGGACGCCAACAGCAGUGACGAGUUGGAUGACUGACGUCCAACCGCAUGUCACGGCAUUCCACUCAACAGAUAUCAUAAUUGGUUGUUGUGCUUUCACUCUGUAGAUAAUUAAGUAACCAUCUGACCCAGAUCUAACAAUCAGGCCUUUGAUAAUGUCUGACCUUGACUCUUUCACUCUGAUAAUGCUUGACCUUGACCCUUAUAAUUCCUGACCUUGACCUGUUGUUGAACUGACCCUAAAACAGUGUCGAACAAUUCCGGGGGAUUACCAAAGGAAAUAAGAUUUUGAUAAAUCAUUAUCUUGAUCAUGUAUCUGUAUUAGAGUUUAUAUUGGUAUACAAAAAUAUAAAUUGACCUUGACCCGACCUAAACCCUGUAUCAAUGUCAAAAUAUGUAUAAGCGGGUUCCUAUAUAUAGCUACAAUGCAGUGGAUGAAGAUUUCAAUAAAUUUGAGGAGAAAACUUCACAUAUAUUUUUAUCCUAGUGUUAAGUUUGCAAAAUGUGAUAUCUUGUUCCAAAUUUUAUUAACCCAGAAUUAUUUUCAGAUAAAAUCUCCUUAAUCUAUACCUGAGACUUUUGGAAGUUUAUGAUAACUUUUCCCUUUACAUUUACUAAUAAUCAGCAAGAAGAAGCAAGGAAAAAUGUUAGAAAACUGGAUGAAAUACUGUGUACCCUGGUAUAUAUAUUAUCAGGAUUGACAAGCAUAUUGUACCUAAACAGUGAAAAUGCUAUAUUUAAACUGAUCAUAAAGCCAGGUUUGAAUAUAAUGAAACAUUUCUCAGAUAGCAAGAUAUUCAUUUCAGAAAAUUCACUACGAUGACUGCAAGUUAGAUAGCAAGUUUGAUGUUUGGAAAAUUGAUUUUCUGUUAGUAAUGGUAAAAGAUAUUGAAAAUACUUCAAAGGAAAGACAUACAUUUUUGUAUUUUUAACUAAGUGACAAUCAAAUUUAGUGG